Penicillium paradoxum is the source of this 1266-nucleotide messenger RNA. RefSeq names its product serine/threonine-protein phosphatase 2A activator. The coding region runs from base 1 to 1266 and encodes 421 amino acids. The transcript has a single exon. Gene Ontology annotation, biological process: mitotic spindle organization. Gene Ontology annotation, cellular component: protein phosphatase type 2A complex; cytoplasm; nucleus. Gene Ontology annotation, molecular function: protein tyrosine phosphatase activator activity; peptidyl-prolyl cis-trans isomerase activity. The record is from RefSeq and is a predicted model, not a curated record. Lineage: Eukaryota; Fungi; Ascomycota; Eurotiomycetes; Eurotiales; Aspergillaceae.
AUGGCAUCACAGACCUCUUCAACGCCUCCCGCUGGGAAGGUUGAUCUUUCUAAGAAGCUUUCAGCAUUGCGCUCAAACACACGCAGGCCAAACGGCAAUGGCCGAGACCCAACUCCAAUAACCCCACCUCUUCCUUCGCCGCCAGACCUCUCCGCCAACCAAUACCAGCAACCAACUCGACGCAUCCUAUCUCCUAAAGACCAUCAACUCUACCUUUCAUCGCCGACCUACACCCUCGUCCUUGCUUUUGUCUUUGGACUGACUGACUCUGUGCGGGGGCAUUCCAUCACCGAUCUCCAAAAGAAACCUCAAUCCGAAUCCAUCUCCAAGGUCCUCUCAGUCCUUACCCAGAUACGAUCCCUCCUAGAAAAGAACCCCCCAAUUGAUCAGGGUGGUUCUCGAUUCGGCAACCCCGCCUUCCGAGCAUUGUGUGAUGAUGUAAACGCCCAGAGCGCAUCAUGGCACACCAACAUCCUCGGAAUGAAAGACAGUGGUGCAAUCGAGGAAGCUUCGACAUACCUAGUCAACUGUCUCGGCUCACGAGAGCGAAUUGACUACGGUUCCGGCCACGAACUCAACUUCAUGAUGUGGCUGCUAUGUCUGUACCAGCUCGGUCUGCUCCCUGCCAGUGAUUUCCCAGCCGUCGUGAUUAAAGUCUACGUCGAGUACAUGCAUCUCAUGCGAGAGAUCCAGUCUGCUUACUAUCUUGAGCCUGCUGGAUCACAUGGAGUGUGGGGUCUGGAUGACUACCAUUUCUUGCCAUUCUUAUUUGGGGCCAGUCAGUUGGUUGGCCACCCGUAUAUCACCCCGUUGGGUAUUCACAAUACGGCUACUUUGGAUGAGGAGGGUGAUAAUUAUCUCUAUCUGGAUCAAGUCCGGUGGGUUGAUAGUGUUAAGACGGUGAAGGGUCUGCGUUGGCAUAGUCCUAUGUUGGAUGAUAUCUCUGGUUCCAAGAAUUGGAUCAAGGUUGAGAGCGGCAUGAAGAAGAUGUUUGUUAAGGAGGUGCUGGGGAAACUCCCCAUCAUGCAGCAUUUCUUGUUUGGAAGUCUUUUGCCUGCUGCUGAAGGUAUGACUGAUCCUUCCGAAGGAGGUGUUGAGGAACAUGACUGCCAUGACCAUGCUCAUGGCCACGAUCGUCCCCAUGAGAGUGCGGACUGGUUUGGUGAUUGCUGCGGUAUCAAGGUGCCCAGUACUGUGGCUGCGGGCGCUGAAAUGCGUAAGCGAAUGGGUGCGGGAUCGAACCUGCGCCCCAUUCCUUUUGAUUAA